This is a messenger RNA of Corticium candelabrum, 2486 nucleotides long. RefSeq lists its product as uncharacterized. The coding region runs from base 12 to 2417 and encodes 801 amino acids. Gene Ontology annotation, biological process: vesicle-mediated transport. Gene Ontology annotation, molecular function: guanyl-nucleotide exchange factor activity; small GTPase binding. NCBI's taxonomy places the organism in Eukaryota, Metazoa, Porifera, Homoscleromorpha, Homosclerophorida, Plakinidae. Gene Ontology annotation, cellular component: cytosol; endocytic vesicle. The transcript has 15 exons. The record is from RefSeq and is a predicted model, not a curated record.
UAGGCGUAACGAUGUCACGUGCAAACGUGCAACAAACAGUACGACGUGUUGAUAAAUUGCGAAAUGAUUUGGUGGCUCUGCGGUUUAGUUUAUCGAGAAACGUUUGUCAAAGCGAACGAGUUCUUGAAUGCGCGUCGGAUCGAGGAGCGAUGAGGCUUCAGUCCCCGGAUGAGAUGAAAGCCGAUAUCGCAGAGGAAAUUCAGAAGUUGAAAAUAGAUAUUUUAGAUGUAAAGAUUGCAAGGUUGAACGACGUCCUCUCCGAACUCAGGUCUCUUUCAUCUCAAGACAAACCACCUCAUUACCUCACGAUCAUUGGGUAUGAAAACUGGGUACAAUCCAACGAGAUCCUAUAUGAACUACAGUCACGCUUGAUCGCAAUUCAGUCUGAAAAACGAAGACUUCGUCUCAGAGAACGUCUAAAAGAGUCAGGAACCGAGCCACGUGUGUUGAGUAUCUCUAUCGACGAACAUUUCCAUGCCAGAAGACAAAAGCAAUUGCAACAAGGAACUCUUGUUGUUGGUCAAACGGACUCUAAAUUGAGUGAAAUGCGCUUACAACUUCGGUCGUUGCUUGGACGUAGUCGACCUACCGAUUUACAUUCGAUGAGUGAGUUAGAUGUCACAUUCAGGGAAGGACAGAAAUCGUUUCUUGAUGAACUUGUGUCUUUGGAUCCGUCUAAUCCAUCGUUUGAAGGUCGGAAACUGCGUGAGUAUGUUGCAGAAUGUUGGAAGGAGGAUACGUUGUUGUGUUCGUUGAGUCGGAAUUCAAUGGGCGCUCAUCCUGAUCGUUAUCAGGACUAUAUACAGGCUUUGUGUGAUUACAUUGUUGACUACCAGUUUACACACCAUGAGAAAGAGCUGACGUUCAACAGUGUCCAUUCAAAGGUAGAGAGCAGUUUAAUGCCUGCCAUUCGUACUCUCUGUCUUCAGCACGUUCAAGCAAGAGCGAAUGACGAAGCCAUACAUCAUCAGUGUGUCAAGUACCGAGGAGUCACUCAAUCCCAGAUGGGGAUUCCUAAACAGUUUCAGUCUCAAGAGGUCGUACCAUUUGCUGAUGCAAUUUCAAAGUUGAAGGCUAGUUAUUUUUCUGUGACACCUGGGCAAAAGUUGUAUGAUAUAAUCAGUGCAGCAAAUGCUGUUUUCCAAAAAGUUGGAGAAGACAGCGAUGAACCAGUUGGAGCAGACAUCUUUAUGGAUAUUUGGUGUUACAUUGUUAUCAAAGCAAACAUACAAGAUCUGGCUACAACGUUGGCCUUCAUAUCUGAUUAUUGCAAUCCAACUGUAAUACAAGGUCAAGCCGGAUACUUCCUCUCAAGUCUUCAGUUGGCAGCUCAGUAUGUUAUGGCUCUAAGUGAUGACAAUUUGCAAGCCUCAGAGAGGAUAGAACAAUUUGUCACGUGUGAUAUUUCUGCGUAUCGAAGAUUCUGUGUGGUUCAAGACUCUCCCUUCGUUUUGUCUGGUGAUAUCCAAGAGCUCAAAGGCUACACACCUUAUGUGAUUAAAGAGUGGUAUUUUGAUCCGUCUCGACUGUGCAGAGCAGUUCUUGUACCCUCAGACUUGGAAUCAGUUGCUUAUGUUGCUGUAGUAAAGGUGAGAUCUGGUUUACCAACAUCACAAGAUGACUAUAUUCGAGACGUUAUCUCGUGCCACCUCCUGAAAGGCACCGGCUGCCAGACACUACACACGCCGUUAGGGCCUACAGUUGGAUUACCGAAAAUCACAGAUCUACAACAAGGUCUAUCUCUUGUUUCACUAUCAAACGGAUGUAGUGAUGAUAGUUGGCAACUUGUUGAGACGUGCUUGACUCUUGAGCGAUUGGCUGUACCACUACCUACGAGUGCAUAUAUGAGUUCAGACCAGAUUUCUGCAACUGUUGAGAAUCCUUUACUUCUUACAUUGACCGACGAUGUGACCUGCAGCAUGGAUAAAAAAUUUCGAAGUGAUUUUGGUACGCCUUUUAAUGUCAGUCUCUCACUUGUAAUACGUCCCAUCAUUCAAGUGUGCCAGGUCAUGUUGCAACACCUUGGUUACCUCACAACUCUUGCUGAUGCAGAUGGAACGUAUUCGGAUCUGUUGUUGAAAGCUGUUUGUUGCUUCCAGAUCUCUUAUAAUGAAAGCAUGGACGGUGGCUUACAAAAGAAAGAGCAGCUGCGUGUAGACGGGAAGAUCGACAAGCUGACGUACGAAGCUCUUCACUUGUCUCUCCAAUCUAAACGUCUACGCAUGGAACGACUGGGCUUGGUCUGUAAUGCCGAUCCGUGCUCGGUAUCAUGUGCUCAUACUUUCCGUCGAUUUAUCACGGAAUGUCAAAAGGCAUGGGGUCUGACACGUCCAGUUUAUGGAACACUCGACAAGGCAACUCUAGCAGAGAUCGAGCGUCAGUUGAAACUGCUAAACCCAAACUCAAGUUGGGUGUAAAACUUGCCUCGUCCAGGUUCUAUAUGUACAUCGUUGCUGAUCUUGAGAGAUAAAUUUGAUUUGUACACA